AUGUCAGAAUGGAAUCAUUUAAUUACUGAAUGGGUUAAUGAAUAUGCAUCAUUGCAAGAAAAUGAAAUAAAAAGUUUUGCAGCAGAGCAUGAACAUAACCAUGAGAUUGCUACAGCAGUAUUCAAUCUGUUAUAUAGUGAAGAUGAGGGAGAACAACAAUCCAACCACAAAGAUGAGGCUUAUGAACAGGCACUUGAAAAUGUUUGUGUGCAAUUAUUCAGCUUCUACAGAUCAAAAGAAACUGAGCUUCAGAGAUUUACUUUACAGUUUGUUCCAACCUUAAUUUAUAAAUAUUUAAGUUCAGUAGCACAAGGUAGUACUAAGAACUGUCGGUGUAUAGAAACUCUCCUCAUUGGCCUCUAUAACUUUGAAGUUGUUGAUGAAAGUGGAAAACCAAAAGUGGUUUCUUUUAGAUUGCCAUCUUUAGCUCAAUCUUCAAUUUAUCAUGAGCCUUUAUCACUAGGGUCUCAGUUCUUAACGGAGAGUGCAUUAAGGAGAUGGGAGGAAUGUAAUACUAAACUUGUAAGCUGGGGACCAUUAUCUCAAGUGGAAGUAAUUAAUGCACAAAAUCGUUUGAAAGUGAUGGCUGCUUUACUUUUUAUUUACAACAGACAAUUAAGCUUAUUGCCAAAACUAGCACUUAGACAUUUCUGUAUCGCCGCUUCAAGGAUUAUGACACAAGGAUUUCAAAAGAAAAUUGGCAAUUCAAAAUCUAUCCCGCGAAUACCAGUGUCGUCAAAUUUCUUAUUGGAAAUGGUAGAGGGAGUAUACUUUGCGAUGUUCAAUGAAUUUUAUACUUUAGCACUUCAAGCAUUGACAGAUAUAGACCAGAGGGCACAAUAUGAGCUGUUUCCUGAUGUAAUGCUGGUGACUAGCGCCGUAAUAAAUUCUUUGAAGAACAACCCAGCAGGUCAACCCUGUGAUGGUCCAAUGGGUAUAAGUGUAGCACUUUCACCAGCAACAACCACGGUAACGAUGUCUAAAUCUAUGAUUACCAAUGCUUCUUUCCGCACCAAAAAAUUACCAGACGAUAUUCCUAUACAGACAGGGCAAGUGGCGCCCACAGAAUCGCCAGACAUGCUUACAUCAAUUACCGAAGAAGGUGAAACAGACGCGGCACCUAUACAACGAGGCGCAGUUGUUCGUAGUUCCAAACCUAAGUUUCCUGUAUUGGGAAAAAAAUCGAAAGAUGGGAAAGAGAAAGCGGUAGCGACGAAUGAGAAAAAACUUCCUGGUAAAGAUUCUUCUAAAGGCAUAUGGAAUUCGCUGAGCAGCGGUGGUGGCGACAUGGUGGAUUCACAGCAAAAAACUAAUGCCUUAGACAGUUCUUUCGACGUUAACAGCAGCCUGAAAGACGAAAUAUCUUUGUCUUCAAUUCAUAACAGUGGAGAGAAUUCUGACACUCGUUCUCAGGUCACUACCGACUCGUUAGAUUUGGAAACAACAACUUCUCGCUUCACCGCUAUGCAAGUCAGUUCAGUCUAG
Molecule: messenger RNA, 1485 nt
Organism: Parnassius apollo (apollo)
Lineage: Eukaryota; Metazoa; Arthropoda; Insecta; Lepidoptera; Papilionidae
Source: the annotation of a GenBank genome assembly